This is a messenger RNA of Knipowitschia caucasica, 1716 nucleotides long. Lineage: Eukaryota; Metazoa; Chordata; Actinopteri; Gobiiformes; Gobiidae. The record is from the annotation of a GenBank genome assembly.
AUGCUUCAGGAGGAGAAGGAGGCGCUGAUUGCCGAGCUAGCAGAUUUCAAAAAAACAGAACUCGACUUCAAAACAUCCAAUGAGAAAGUCGAGCGCUACCAUCGGAAAUACGUGAAACUGUCCGAGGAGAACAAGAAGCUUGCUCUGGAAAAGGCCGACUUGCAACAUCGUUGCAAGACCACGCACGGUCAGUGCAAAUAUUUCAAAGAAGAAUUGAGCAAAAUGGCGGAUCAGAACAAAAAAUUUCAGAACGACGUGGCGAGGGCGCAGUCCGACGUGAUGCAUAUGCGAGCCGUUGACAAACAGCUCAGGGACAAAGUGGAAAAGAUCCCUCUUCUGGAGCAGUCGCUUACCAACGUCCAGUUAAAGGACAGGAAGAAAUCGGACCAGCUUCAGGCCGCUCUGAAGGAGCUGGAAAAGGUGAAUGAGAAGUAUAGAGAAAACCAGGUGAAAGUGAAUAUGUUAACGAAGGGGAUUGAAGAAGCAGAGAGAAACCAGUGCACGCUGCUAAACUCCAUGAUGAGGAGGUACAACGAGAACACGCUUCUGCAGCAGAACAACGAGAAGCUGGAGAACGACCUCCAGAACAUGAAGCUGCACCUGGAGUCCUUCAAGAAGCAGGUGGAGAAAGUGGAGGACCUGAAGAGGACACUAAACACCACCAUCUGCGAGCACGAGCGAAUCAUCCAGAUGCGCGACCUUGACUACAUAGCCGUGUGCGCGGAGGUGAAGCGCCUGCAGGCCGUGGAACGAGAGCAGAAAGGGCAGAUCUCCAAGCUCAACAACAAAUACGUUUUUUACGAGGUAAAGUGUUCCAAGCAGGAGAGCCACAUUGAGGCCUUGAAGCAGGGAAACCGCGAUCUGAAAGACCAGAGCGUAAAGCAGAAAGCCGAGAUCAGAGCCAAGACGGACGAGCUGCGGAAGGCGCACACGCAGAUAAACUCGCUGGAGAGGCACGUGUCGCACAUGCAGGUGCAGGAGCAGAGCCUGCGCACUGAGGGGAAGACCAUGAACUCGCUCAUAGAAGAUAACCGCAACGUUUCACAGCUCGUCAUCGGUAAGUUAGAGGCCGAGCUUUACGGGGUGCAAGUGGAAUACAACGGUGCGCAGGACGAGAUCCACCAGCUGAAAAAACAGUUGGACUCUCUGAAAACCGUGCACACAGAGGCCAUGGCCGAGGCGGCCGAGCUUCAACACAAGAUUAAGCUUCUGCGGUUGGAAAUGAACAAUAAUGAGCAGCGGCAGGGUUUAACGGUGAAGAAACUCACGAUCAAUAUAAACCAUUACAAGAAAUAUCGCAGACAUAUAUCGGACAAACACAAGAUGUACCACGCGGUCAAGAGCAUGGUGCAGAGCGGGCUGUGCAAAGAGCGCGUUGUUAAACCGCAGACCCAGGUCAAGACGGAUGAAGCCGAACGCGUAAACGAGAAGCCGGACUCGAAGCCGGAGCCAAAAUUGAACGAGCCUUUUAAGGCGCUGUACUGGUCCAAGAAAAAGAUUGUACAACUGGAGGAAAAAAUCAAAGUGUUGCAGUCAGAAUGCGUCAGCUACUACAACUACUACAAGCGCGAAAAGAGCAAUAAGGAGGCAUUACAGCAAGAGAUUAACACAGCCAAAAGGCAAAACGCUAAAUCUAAAGAAGUCAACGGUCAGAUCGUGAAGGCGGUGGAUUCGGGUAAAGGCUGCGGGAUUGUGGGCCCCAAACUGGGGAAGUAA